Patiria miniata (bat star) is the source of this 3383-nucleotide messenger RNA. RefSeq names its product DDB1- and CUL4-associated factor 17-like. The coding region runs from base 230 to 1147 and encodes 305 amino acids. The record is from RefSeq and is a predicted model, not a curated record. Gene Ontology annotation, cellular component: Cul4-RING E3 ubiquitin ligase complex. Gene Ontology annotation, biological process: protein ubiquitination. The transcript is spliced from 7 exons. NCBI's taxonomy places the organism in Eukaryota, Metazoa, Echinodermata, Asteroidea, Valvatida, Asterinidae.
UACAUGGCACAAUCACAUGACUCGUGCGUGAACACGAAUUUGUUGGCCUGCAGCUUCCGAGAACCGAUCGAGCUUGUUUGAUCCAGCACUAUAAAACCCCUCUGUAAGCCCAUUAGGCGUGGGCUUGCGACUGGGGCAUGGUGGUGGAUGGUGGUGUGCAUUUUGGUUCCUUAUUUUCUACACAUGUGUUUGGCUGAAGGAGGAAGCCUAGUUUAGUUUGGCCUUGUCCAUGUGCAAGAUUCUAUGUUCUUUACUUUGCACCAUCACCACCACCAUUACUUCACACCAAAGGGUCAGUGGUCUGCAUAGUCUUGUGAAUCGACCUCCUCUUCUCUUGGAAGUGACGAGCCUUCACCAUGAUGUAUGGUUUGGCGGAUUUCCUUGGCAUUUUAUGUAUGUACCACACACCAAUGACAGACUAUUAGCACCAAAUUCUGAUCCUGGUACGGAGACGUACAUAGUGGCUAGUGUGGCAACCAACCAAAUGGUGGAGAGUGGCAUACUGCAAAUGGAUUCUGACGCGGAGGAUGAUACCAUGGCCUUUUUUCACAUGGAUGACUCACAGAGAAUUAUUCAACUGGGUGAUUAUGACAUGAUUGUGAAUGCAUUUCAUACCAGAGAUGAUGGGAAGAGUGAGUUACAGAUUGUAUACAGAGUGAAUCCUCCAGUCAUGAAAACAAAGCUUCAAGGAGAAAAAGAACAGAUGACAAAUUGGGAGACAACGUUAUCAGGUCGGAGAGUGAGUACUCAAUGGCGGAAACAGCUAAGAGUACGAAAUAAAAUCAGAGAUGUUAAUUAUGACAGUGAACUUGACUUCUUGUUGGUGACAUUUGUAACAACAGCUGGCUAUUCACCUGUGGGAGCUAACGGAAAAGUAGGAAUCCACUGUAACCAGACGGGCCGGUUGCUGAAGAUGGCAGACCUGGAUACUGUGGAUUGUCAUGUACCUCAUGGGCCAACCUUAAUUGAAAUGGACAUGGACUUCAUGAUACACAUCUAUGAAAAUGACCCUCGUGGUAAAGUGACUUGUACUUUGUACAGACUUCAGCGUCCUGUUGAAUGUGUAGGACAGGACAAAGCUACACAGUCAUACGCAGCGAGACAUAAAGAGUCAGGUUCAUCAAGGCCAAAAUGUGCUUAUCACUAAUGGUAAUUCAAAUGGUAGGUUAAUAACUCACAGGAUGUAUUGAAAUAACUCGUAUGUCAUGCCGUCUUCAGUGAAUACACUAAAAGAAAAGUUAUGUUUCCUGGUCACAAAUGUUCUUCGGCAAAUUUAAAACCCAGAAUUCCAUUGUUUUAAUCAUAUAUAUAUUUUUUGGCAGCAUCAAGAAUAAAAUAAGAUUUGGUGAUUUGUAACUCUUGAUAUUUUUGCGAUGAUGGUUUUCACAUUUGAUGUCAGCUCUAACACAAAUGUUGGCAGUCCAAGUUGCCCAGGCUUCUAUUCUCCCAUGUACUUGUUUUCAUAACCAAAAUUAGCAUAAUUGUGAUUUGAUCUAAUGAAAUGAGUCUUAAGGACAGUAGGGUACUUCUAAAAGGGGCCAAAGUGUGACCUCCCCCAUCCCCCAACCUCCGUUCGGCCACUGACGAAUGUUUUAUUACUAGUAAAAAGGGGGCAAAAACUUUUUUAUAUCUGUUUUUUUUUUCUCACAUAAAUUUAUUGUUAGUUUCUUUUAUUUUUAUCUUCUUAAAAUACAUUAGACUCAAUUUUGGGCACACAAGAGUUACACAGGGAACUAAGGGUCAUUGUAGUUUUUGACGUUUCCUUUCAUUUUAAUGUUUUCUUCAUUUCUUAAUUUAAAAGUUAUGUUUUGUUUUUGUCAUUGUAUUGGUAAUAUUUACACUUUUCUUUUGGUAACUGCUGUCUGGGUUAAGCACACUAACAUCGUGUGAAUGAAUGUGCCGAAUUGUGCUCCUGGACACAAGGAAAAAGCUGUAGCACAACGUCUAACUAAUGUACUAACCACAAGUUAUAAAUUGAUUGAUAUACCAGUAAUUCAGUCUCUGAAUGCUGACAUUCGGCAGUAGCUGAGACGAAUUCAGUGUGUAUUGACCAAUAUUCUUGACCAUGUACUCAAAUAGGUUGACCCAGUGGCGGUUCUGGGGGGGGGGGCUUUAUUUGUCUAGGCCUCCCCCCCCCCCAAAAAAAAAACUCCAUAAAAAAAAAAUGCACUAGCAAAAUGUAAGAAUUUGACUUACAUGGGAAUGUUCUCCACCUAAAUGAGAAGGGUGCAUUUGUACACUUUUAGUUAAUAGAGUGUGCCUGAUUGCAGGAUUUCAUCAGCACUCCCCAUUGAAAAUAUGGCACGAGUAUUGAAAAUAUGGCACCAUGUAUUGAUUUUCAGGGGCUUAAGUGUCCUUAAGUGUGCCUCAUGUGUACGGGUUUGUUCACAAUUAACUAGGUUGACUAAAUAAGCCUUAUUAACAAGUCCGAUGAAGUAACCCUAUAUCGGGUUUUGUUUAUCAUUUAUCAUACAUCAAAGAAUGUCGCUGCCAAGGUUCAUGACAUUAUACCAGUUUGCACACUUGAUUGUCAAAGGGAGGGGACUGUACUAAUGAGUUAUCACAUGUUGGAGUGGAACACAUAAUGCGGUGCAUCUGUGUCCCAUGAGCCAGGAGGCAGGCUGAAGGCUGAACGACAUAUGCAACACAAUGCAACACUAGUACUAGUCCGUAUUCCACAAGUGGGAUAAUGAAUUUAUCUUCAAGCAAGGAUGGAACACACAUGCUGUAAGAACCUUUCAGCAGUGUUUCUAUUACACAUGUAUGCAGCAGGAAUAUCAUGUGCAGCCUGAAAUGGCAUGAUACAUAGAUUGCAAUAUUGAAUUGCAUCAACCAACCCGGGAUUUAUGUUUGCUUGAAGAUAAACACGGAACUUGAAUGGUUCCCCGACUCGACCCACAACCCCCAAGGGAAAGAAGGGGAAAUAACCUUUAAAAAAAAAAUGCAUGUGGAUUUGAGCUGACAUAGCUAAGAAACGUAUCUUUUAAAGAUGUCAUCCUACAUGUAGUUUGCUAGUAAUAUCAGUUUAAAAGUCGGUGAUGAAAUAUGUAUCAUGAGAAAAAUGAAUAUUGGUUUUAUCCCCAGCUGAUUUGUCCCCGACUCGACCCACAACCCCCAAGUGAAAGAAGGGGAAAUAACCUUUAAAAAAAAAAUGCAUGUGGAUUUGAGCUGACAUAGCUAAGAAACGUAUCUUUUAAAGAUGUCAUCCUACAUGUAGUUUGCUAGUAAUAUCAGUUUAAAAGUCAGUGAUGAAAUAUGUAUCAUGAGAAAAAUGAAUAUUGGUUUUAUCCCCAGCUGAUUUGUUACAUAGUUGUAGCCAAAUGUUAACAAAAUUUGGUGAUAAAUAUAGGACUCACUUCACACAUUGUCUUACCAAGUGUAAA